Cyphomyrmex costatus is the source of this 1214-nucleotide messenger RNA. Its product is annotated as RING finger protein 121. Gene Ontology annotation, biological process: ERAD pathway. The coding region runs from base 144 to 1100 and encodes 318 amino acids. NCBI's taxonomy places the organism in Eukaryota, Metazoa, Arthropoda, Insecta, Hymenoptera, Formicidae. The transcript has 7 exons. The record is from RefSeq and is a predicted model, not a curated record. Gene Ontology annotation, cellular component: Golgi membrane; endoplasmic reticulum membrane. Gene Ontology annotation, molecular function: ubiquitin protein ligase activity; metal ion binding.
ACACAAAUGCCGGUCAUUUGGUGCAGUAAAUGUUCACUUCAGUACCGUUAACGGUAUUCUAUUGAUAUGUUUGCAACGCUGCAGCCGCUUCAUGCCAGUUUAUUAACACAUAUUUCUCUGUGAGUUAAUGCAAUACAACAUUUAUGAUGCCUGCCACGAAUUUACAUCAAGUGUCAAACGAGAGCGAAGCGCUAUUGACUCCAGAGGAAAAAUGGAGAGUGAAUCACAUGAAGAUUCACGAACAGCAUCGAGGUCACGAAUCUAUGCACGCAGAAAUGCUGUUUAUAUUGUUGGUGACAUUAACAGUAGCACAAAUUAUACUGAUUGAAUGGAAGAAGAGGCACUUCAAGUCCUACCAGCUUGUAACACUAGUAGCUAUGUGGAUUAUUCCAUUUGGAAUUAGUUUGAAGAAUCACUGGUGGAGAUUUAUAUUUUUAUGGCUUUUAUCCUCGUGUAUAACAGGUCUAGUAGUAAGAAAAGCCAUUCAGAGACCAAUAGAAGGUACCACACCUAGAUUAGUAUAUAAAUGGUUUUAUUUUAUUUAUAAGCUUAGCUAUGUAUUGGGUAUAAUUGGAUAUAUUUUUAUUUUGUUUACAUUCUUUGGUUUAAAUAUCAUGAUAAACGUUAAGCCUCAAGUUUGGAUGGAUUGGGGUACAUUGUUCAUAUUUUACGGUCUUUACUUUGGAGUAUUAGGUAGAGAUAUUGCUGAAAUAUGUGCUGACACAAUGGCAGCCCAUAUUGGGUAUUAUACUCCCGAUAGUAUGCCAACCAGAGUUCUAGAAGUAAAUGUUUGCGCAGUAUGUGGAAAUAAACUUCUAGUUUCUGAAUUUGAGGAAGGUGUGAUCGAAAAUACAUACAAGCUUACUUGUGGCCAUGUUUUCCAUGAGUUUUGCAUUAGAGGCUGGUGCAUUGUGGGGAAAAAGCAAACUUGCCCUUAUUGCAAAGAAAAAGUCAACUUAACGAAAGUGUUUCGCAAUCCUUGGCAACGGCCGCACGUUUUAUACGGUCAAUUGCUGGAUUGGUUAAGGUGGCUUGUCGCGUGGCAACCGUUAAUUUUGUUUCUAGUUCAAGGUAUCAAUUGGGCUCUGGGCCUUGAGUAAGUAACAAUCGUAACAAUGUUGGUAAAAACCAAUUGCUCUCACAUGCAUUAUUGUUAUAGCAACGCUAAAGAGAAUGAUAAUGUGUUUGUAUUUUUGUACAUGCUAUUAUUAUUA